Molecule: messenger RNA, 3464 nt
Organism: Ceratosolen solmsi marchali
Lineage: Eukaryota; Metazoa; Arthropoda; Insecta; Hymenoptera; Agaonidae
Gene: Cals
Product: calsyntenin 1
Exons: 9
Coding region: 427-3273 (948 amino acids)
Biological process (GO): positive regulation of synaptic transmission; homophilic cell-cell adhesion; positive regulation of synapse assembly
Cellular component (GO): cell surface; postsynaptic membrane
Molecular function (GO): calcium ion binding
Source: RefSeq, a predicted model, not a curated record
GCGCACCGAGCGAACUAAGCGAGCGGAGCCACGGCGCGGGCCAGUGUCGUAAACGCGCUCCAGUCGUGUGACACACUCUCGCCGAGGGCCAGUCCCCGACCUCGAUCUUCUCGGGUAACAGCGCAGCUCCGCGAGUCGCAGUUAUCGUGACCGCGUCCGGGAGCUCGUCUUUGGUGCGGAGGCUUGGCGUUGCUGCUCGUUGCGGCGAGGACGCGAGGCCGCUCCCGCGAAGCAAUGUGCUAGGGCACGAACCGACGUGUUGUCGUAACGUCGCGCGUGUCCGCUCUUCUGUCUGGUUGUCGCCGUCGCUUGGAAGAUCGCGAGCUCUCGGCUCUAGCCGCCGAGUCUAGCUGACUUCCCGGAGCAGCGCGAGCAGUGGCAAGAGCAACGGGAGUAGGAGGAAGAAGCAGGAGCGAGGCUGGGAAAAUGUUGCCGUGGGCGAGUAUCGUCCUCGUCGGCCUGUUGGCUGCCGUAGCAAGGGCCGACCUUAGGCUGCACCCGUCUGCGAGUACCGAGCAAGCAGGGCCACGCCUGGACCUUGAGAGCCUCGAGAGCGGCUACCACGGGUUGGUCAAGGAGAACGAGACCCUCGUGGAGGUGACGCCGCAGAUCCGGGCCCUAGGCGCGAAGAUCUGCUCGUUCCGGAUCGCCAACAAGCAUCAUGGGGAGGCGCCCUUCGAUAUCAUCCUCAAGGAGAGCGGUGUCGCGGAGCUCAGGGCGCUCCGCGUUCUCAACUGCGAGAAGCGCAGGAACUACAAGUUCGACAUUGCCGCGGUCGCCUGCAACGGCGCCCAGUCCGACAACGCAUCGGUCCACAUCACGGUGGUGGACGUGAACGAGUACGCGCCGCAGUUCCUGCAGCCGGCGUACGUGAGCACCGUGGACGAGGGUCGGCUCUACGAGGAGAUCGUCCGGGUCGAGGCCAGCGACCGGGACUGCACGCCCAAGUUCGGCGAUGUCUGCAAGUACGAGAUACUCACGGGCGAGCAGCCCUUCGUCAUCGACAACGAAGGCGCGAUCCGCAACACCGAGCCCCUCGACUACGAGCGCUCCCACAACUACAUCCUCAGCGUCGUCGCCUACGACUGCGGCAUGAAACAGUCGGCCCCGGCUAUGGUCACCAUCAAGGUCAACAGGGUCUGCUCACCGGGAUGGCGAGGUGUUCCCGAGCGGGUGGAUUAUGCCGCGGGUGUCGAGGCCCAGCCCCUGCUGCCCUCGGCCCGCCUCGAGCUCUGCGACGCUCCCUGCGCCCUGCGCAACCUUCGAACGACCCUGAGCCUCGCAACCGACCACAUCGGCAAGGGCUGCGACCGGGACACUUACACGGUCAGGAGCCAACGGAAGCUGUGCGGCGCCUCCAGGGACAGCGUGGAUCUGCUGCCGACCCCGGGCCCGGCCACGCCCUGGACGGCCACUCUCUCGAGGGACGAAGGCCGCGAGGCCGACGAGAUCUUCGAGUUCGACGGGGCCAAUUCCGCGGCGAUCGUGCCCGAGGACGUCCUCGAGCACUCUCUCGCCCAGAAGUUCAGCAUCGGGGUCUGGGUGAAGCACAGGCCCAGACCGAGGCAGGAUCCCCACGUCAAGGAGCACAUCCUCUGCGCGGCCGACGAUCACAAAAUGAAUAGGCAUCACUAUGCCCUCUUCAUUCGCAAUUGCCGGCUCAUCCUCUUGCUACGCCGCGACUUCACGGAAGGCGACCCGGACAUGUUCCGCCCAGCCGAGUGGCGCUGGAAGCUCACUCAGGUGUGCGACGAUAGGUGGCACCAUUACGCCAUCCAGGUAAACUUCCCACGGGUGAGCCUCUUCGUCGACGGCGAGGAGUGGCACGCUGACAAAAUGAAUCCGGAGAUAAUCGACGAUUGGCCGCUUCAUCCGGCCAAGGGAAUAAACACGACCCUCGUCGUCGGCGCCUGCUGGCAAGGCUCGGACAACAAGACCAAGCACCACUUCAGGGGCUACCUGGCGGGACUCUCGGUCCUCGUCGGCAGGAACGAGAAGCCCGACGUGCUCUCCUGUCUGAGACACUGUCAGGAGGGCAUCCACGUGCCCUCCAUGGACCUCCUUCAGCCGGGCACGCAAUUGCUCACCAACUCGGACCUCACCGAGCUAAGGAUCGACGGCGACAACCGAACCAACGUCGAGACCCUCUUACGGCGCAUCGGCUACACUAACUCGAGGAGAUUCCCAACGCCGGGCAGGCGCAAUUUCCGCCUCGACACGACCAUCAUCUGCGAGGGUAGGGAGGACAGACCAUUAACGGUGCCGUCCAUCCAGUCUUACGUCUUUGUGCUUCCGUCGCCCCGUCCUGGAAUCACCGUCAACGGCACCGGCUACAUAGCGCGGGAGUACGCGGACUUCCGACUCGGGGUCGCAGUCUUCCCGGACGCCCGAGUGACAGCCGGGACAGCCUCUCGCCUCGACGCCUGCGCCGUCAGCGUCUACCCGAGUCUCAACCCCGACCACGAGACCCUCAGUCUUCCGGGCGACACGUUGCGUCGCUUCCAUUCCAUCAGCGCGAGAGUCGACCGGGACGGCGUCGUUCUCUCGGGUGCCGACACGCCCCACAAUUACCAGCAGAUCAUACGCUUCAUCACCUACACGAAUCGCAAGCCCGCAUACUAUCUCGAUCGUGUUUUCAAACUCACGUGUUCCGAGCUGAGUGGCCGAUUCGCGAGCAACGAGUACGUGCAGACGCUCGCGGUGAUCCAUCCGAAGGAGAAGAGCACCUCGCCGGUGCCCCACUCGACCCACACCGCCAACGACAUCCCAAUGGCGAAGAUCGUGGAGCCGCAGCCGGGACACGCGCUGCUCUCGCCCCAUCACGCCGAGCUUAACGAGGAGUACGCGACGACGCAGCUGCGCGACAACAUUCAUUCGACAGCCGGCGGAAGCCACGCGGUGACCAUCGUCGCCGUCUGCUGCAUCGCCUUCCUCUUGCUUAUGGUCGUCGUCGGAGCAGCUCGCGUAAGAGGCGCCAACAAGCGCCGGAGGUCGGCGGGCGAGGAGCUCGCGGCCGAGACCGAGAUGGCCUGGGACGAUUCCGCCCUAGCCAUAACCGUCAAUCCCAUGGACAGGCUAACCGAGCAGGAGGCCUCGCAGGACCGCCGGGACGAGGACAUGGAUGACUCGGCGAGCUCGGACUCCGAGGACGGGUCCUUCAGGGACGAGGACCUCGACACAUCCGACUGCGAGAACGACUGCGACCUCGGCACCGGCCGUCGCCACGGGCGCAGCUCGACCCCGGACUACGAGUGGGAUCACCCCAAUGUCUAAGCAUUCGACGACGCUCACCCACGCCAUUUAUAUUAUAUCGAAGAAGGCAACGUGGAGCUUCGCAAUGCAAAUUCAUCUACUUUAAGAUCAAGAAAGACAAUUUUGGAAAAGCAGCGGUUAGCGGCGGCAGCCUUCUCUCUAAUUUUGAAGGGCUCGAAAAUGAAAGGUUUGCAAAUGAGAAAAAAAAAAAA